This is a messenger RNA of Drosophila teissieri, 955 nucleotides long. RefSeq names its product lectizyme. Bases 22 to 855 code for a protein of 277 amino acids. Gene Ontology annotation, molecular function: serine-type endopeptidase activity. The transcript has a single exon. The record is from RefSeq and is a predicted model, not a curated record. Lineage: Eukaryota; Metazoa; Arthropoda; Insecta; Diptera; Drosophilidae. Gene Ontology annotation, biological process: proteolysis.
CAUUCUCCGUAAAUCUGCAGAAUGAAACUGAUCGCUGUGACUUUGCUCGUUGCCCUUGUGGCCGCCGCCCAGGGAGCCAAGCUCUCCGACAAGCUGGCCAAGAUCGUGCCUAGCUUCGCCACCGGCUUCGUGAUCAACGGCACGGAGGCGGAACCCCACUCCGCCCCAUACAUCGUCUCCUUGGCCACCAACUACGCAAAGCACUCGCACAGCUGCGGAGGCACCCUGAUCAACAAGGACUGGGUUUUGACCGCUGCCCACUGCAUUUCCAACCCAGUUGGCAUGAGCAUCAUUGCCGGACUCCACACCCGUGCCGAGGUGGAUGAGCUGACCCAGCAGCGCCAAGUUGACUUUGGCCGCGUCCACGAGAAGUACUCCGGUGGCGUUGGACCCUACGACAUUGCCCUGCUCCACGUGAGCGAGUCCUUCAUCUUCAACGAGUGGGUGCAGGCCGCCACCCUGCCCAGCCGCGAGCAAGUCCAUGAGGGAGAGACCCACCUGUACGGUUGGGGACAGCCCAAGUCCUACAUCUUGACCGCUGCCAAGACCCUGCAGACUGUCACCACCGAAAUUGUGAACUUCGACGAGUGCAAGGAGCUGCUGCCGGAAACCGCUCCCCUCGCUGAGACCAACAUCUGCUCCUCUUCCCUGGAACAGAGCAAGUCCGCGUGCAACGGUGACUCCGGCGGCCCACUGGUCGUUGAGCACAAGAACGCCCCCUCCGAGAUUAUUGGCGUCGUAUCCUGGGGCUACAUCCCCUGCGGACGGGCGAACUUGCCUUCCGUUUAUACCAAGGUGUCCUCCUACGUCCACUGGAUCGUCGACAUUCAGAGCGCCUACUACAAGCUCUUCUAGAUUGAAGGAAGAAACUGUUAGUCAGAUCUUGCCAGGAGCAGAAUCGCCUUUGAUCAGAGUCAUGAUCAAUUGUUGAAUAAAUGCAUCCAACUAAAUCGUA